CCACGUUAGUUUUUAUUUAUAUGUAUUAUUCGAAGGCCCUACACUAUUAAUGUUUUUUUUUUUCAAUCGCAUAUUUCCAAGUUCAAAUUAUUUGCUAAGAUACCAGCAAUUUGUAAUCUAUCAUUAUAUAUUAUAAAGUAAUUUGUAAUUAUAUUCUGUUGACUUUGGAUCUAUGUUUUACAUGUUUAUCACGCAUUUCUGACAUUUAACAGCUACUGAAGUGCUCAUUUGCUGGAAGAUUGCAGCGUGACCAAUCAACUGCUGAGAAGAUGGACGCAGAUGUGUUCAGGGAUAGUCCUGCCCGGUACUUGGGCUACACGAACGAAGUAGGAGAAGCGUUCAGAGUGGUGUUGCCGACGAAGGCUGUCUGGUUUACUUACGGAGUGGCUAGUGGGUAUGUGGCGUGUGACGCGGUGGACAAGGGGUUCCGGGUGUUCACCGGAUGGCCUGGGGAGGACCCCGAGGGGAGGACGAGGCUGACUCUGCUGAAGACUGUGGAUGCGUUGGUGUGGCAGUCCCUAGCCUCCGUCAUAGUGCCUGGCUUCACCAUCAAUCGCCUGUGUUGGGGUACCCGCACGAUGUUAGUCAAGGGAGUCAGGCUCCCCGGACACGUGGGCAAGUACAUGUCCGUGGCAGUCGGUCUGGGGGCUAUCCCCUUCAUAAUCAAGCCUAUAGACAGAGUAAUCGACCACUUCAUGGACCUUGUGGUGCGCCCGUGUAUUUUAAAAACAAGGCAUAACUGAUACUAUGCCAUAAACCUUUAUUAAAUAUUGUCAAUAGCUUAGUUUGUUUUUCAAUUAGUUAUUGUGACAGAUCUGUGAAAACAGUAUUUAAAUCAGAAGAUGUAGAUCGUUAUACAUUAGGAUAAAGGUUUCCAUAUGUUUUACCUACUGACACUAGGAGGAAUAAGUUGAACUUAUAUAUGAGUUUUAAUUGUGUCAGGUCAAAAUGUCUACCAUAUCUCCAAAACACCAUACCUUUGAUGUUAAUCUAUUCAUGUUAAAUUAGACUUGUAAAAGUUUAUUGGUUCAAACGUCAAAAUUAGAUUUCCAGGAUAAUUUAUAUGGUGAUGAAACUUUAAAAAUGGUCACUUCACGGAUUAAUGAUUGUUUUUCCUUCCAUAACACCAGAGACUAAUGCCAAGCUAGUCUACUCACAAGAAAGACUUGUACAUUAAUAUUUCAUAUAUCAGGAUCCUGUUAUUCCUUUUUUAACUAAGUGGAUAAGCAACACUUUAAAGAAGCGCCAAUUAUGGUUCAAUAACAGAAUACUGAAGUUCUGGAAUAAAAACCGCUCUCCACGAUUCGUUAAGUUCUGUGGAACAAGAACUUGAGCUUGCUCGGCAAUAUUUCGAGUUGGGUGAUUUUGCUUCGUACCAACAAAGUACAUUAAUUUUCCGUACUGAUCAAUACACCACUCAUUCCUUUAAAAUGGCAAAAACAUUGCCUUGGCGUUCUUCCUUUCCGCUUGCCACAUUGCUUUGCUUUCAAGCAUCGUUCCCACGACUGUUUCGGUGGUGCAGCAUACAUCUCCAAAGUGGUGAAGCUCUUCGUGAUGCUCUCGAACCAUCGACAACUGAAGAAUAUAUGACCAUUGUUAUCACGGUCCUGUGAAUAGCACUUACAAGAAAGAACGUUGAUUCCUCUCUCAUAGACCGUUAUGUUCUCAAACCAACGUCAUGAUGGCCAUCACACGACCAUGGUCAUCGCUCCCAUGACUGUUUCGGUGCAGCAUGCAUUUCUAAAAGUGGUGAAGCUCUUAGUGAUGUUCUCGAACUAGCGACAAAUUAACAAUAUAUUACCAUCACUAUCAUGGUCCUGCGAUCAGUAUUAAAAAUAAAAACCUUGAUCUCUCCUUUACUAAUUAAACUUAUAAAAUGUCUUCGACUAGAACUUAUCCGAUGUGAAAACUAACAUAUCCUAGACAAACUUAGAAUCUAGAACGUAUGGUCUAGAACAAUAUUCCGUCCGUCCACCGCCUGGUCUCAACGAGAUGUUGUUUUGCAAACCUUCAGUUCAGUUUAAGCACUUCAAGCCUAACGAUCAUUCCAACGGGAAGGAAUAAUUUUCCCUCAGUUUACUCCAAAAUUUGAUUUGUCUUUACAAAUUGAAUACUAAUAUCAA
Molecule: messenger RNA, 2123 nt
Organism: Homalodisca vitripennis (glassy-winged sharpshooter)
Lineage: Eukaryota; Metazoa; Arthropoda; Insecta; Hemiptera; Cicadellidae
Product: mitochondrial fission process protein 1-like
Exons: 1
Coding region: 270-743 (157 amino acids)
Biological process (GO): mitochondrial fission
Cellular component (GO): mitochondrion
Source: RefSeq, a predicted model, not a curated record